CAUACUCGGGGGGUGGGGGGUGGGGGGUGUAAGGUGAUGCCAGUAAUACAGCAGUAGUAAUGAUUAGGGAUGCAACGAUACCACUUACCGAUACUGAUACUUGGAUCUGAGUACUUGCCGAUACCGAGUACCAAUACGAGUACUUAUUAAUGCCAUUACACUUCGUACAUUUACUUGAAAACGUGUUUUAUGUUCAUCAGAUAUUGUUUUAUUCUCUGGCUGUAAGAAAUUGCUGUGACUGACAUUUGAACAUUCCAUUAUAUAUGGCAUUGCCACACAUUUUACUCAAAUAGAAGUACUGUUAUAAUGCUAUUAUUGACAUUUUAGCAUUCAACUGCAUCUUUUUUUAGAGAAUAUCUUCAAGGCAGGAGUAGGCCAACUAUUUUCUGUCCGACUGCCACAGCAUCAGCCACGAUCCUCUGUGCUAAAAGCCCCUCAUUAACAGCCAGCUGGAGGGUGUGUGCACUCAUGGCUUUGAUCACGUUUUUCGCAUUAUCACGUACAGAACUUUUAGGGACCCCCCAUGUCUGAAGCAUGUCAUCAAACACACCUGUGAUGGCUUGGCUGGUGUGUGAACCCCUAAAUUGUUUUGCAUGCAGGACGACUCUUCGCAGAGCAAAAUCCUGCCAAUCUGCUGUGCAGUUAAACUGAUGAGGGACACUGGGCUAACGCUGCUCGUCCAAAUAUCAGUGGUGAAGCUGAGGGCCGAAAUGUCUCGCAACAGGCUGCGCAUGUGCCUCUUCACAAAGUCAUGUAGCUUUGGCAACACUGUGCCAGUGAUGUGGUGUCGGCUAGGGAUCUCAUACCUCGGCUCCAGUACGCUGAGAAGCCGUCUAAAUCCCAUAUUAUCAACAACCGACAAUGGCUGGUCAUCAAGAGCAAUGUACUGGCCUCUGUUAUUUUCACUGCGCGCGGGUUGUCUCUUAACAUCUUCUCCCUCUUCUCCAGAGUUUGCUGCAAAGUUGGUUGUUGCUGUUUGCCAUUAUUAGCAAAGUCUUUGAACUCAGCGUCGUGUUGUUUUUUUAGAUGUUUUAUCAGAUUGCUUGUGUUGAAAGUACUCGCUUUCGUCCCUCUUCUUGACAGCUUUGCAGAGCAUAAUUUGCAGUCCACUUUACUUUAGUCACCAUCAUCCACUUUGAAAUACCUCCACACCGCCGACAUUGCUCCUCCUUGCUCUCAAUUAGCAUCCGACCACCCAAGUGAACGUCACGCUGCCGUAAAGUGGUAUUGGGUGCUGUGGUAUCGGAACACUUUCACGAGUACGAGUACAGGGACGGGGUAUCUGACCAGGUACCCAAUGCUGGUAUCGGUAUCAGUGCAUCCCUAGUAAUGAUAGAAGUGAUAAUUAAAGUAUUAACUGCUAACAUAGCAAUACUACUAAUAGCAGUAUAAGUCAUUUCUAAUUCUAGCAGCAGGUGUUGAGUGGAGUUGUAGGAGCAGCAGGAGACUUGUCAUCACAGAUCAGACUCUACAGCUCCAGAGGCAGAAAUACCUGCAGAAAGAGACAGAGGAGGGGAGAGAGACGGGAGAGGAGAGAGAGACGGAAGAGCACAAUACUACAGGCGCUCCAGUCUGAAGAAUGUGUCAGACCUGUUUGUCAUGGGGGGGGCUCUGAUCCUAGAGUCGACAGUGCUUCUCCGCUGGCUGGACAGGGGAGGAUACUGGCCACUGGGAAUGACUGGCAUCUCCAUGGGAGGAUAUAUGGCGUCCCUGGCAGUGACAAACUGGCCGAAACCCAUCCCUCUGAUUCCAUGUUUGUCCUGGUCCACUGCCUCCAGUGUCUUCACCACGGGUGUCCUGAGUAAAGCAGUGAACUGGACAGAACUGGAGAGGCAGUAUGCCAUUAACUCAGUGUAUGAAGAAGAGAUCAUUAACCUGUUGGAGUAUUGCGGGGCAGAUUCCUUUAAGAUGGCUCCACACCUUGAGAAGAAUAUGGAUUCUAUAGAGCAUCUGCUGGGUCUGUCUGGAGCUAACAGAGGACCUGUAGGCCAGUACAGUAGUAAAGGUGGAGGGAAAGCUGAGGCCGGACGGGGCCUUUUGAUUGGUGGUAGCCCUGAAGGGGCCAGGGCUGGAGACAGAGUGGACCAUUUAUUAUCAUCCGUGAACAGCAUUGGGACAAACCUGAACUCUCCACCAAGAGGCCUUCAUGCAAAUAGCACCCUGCAUGGGAAGACAUCAGAUUCAGUUAAAUGCUUUCGGCCAUCAUUGCACAGAGAGUCUAUCAGCUUCAUGAAGGGAGUAAUGGAUGAAUGUACACACAUGGCCAACUUCUCUGUCCCUGUAGACACCAGUCUCAUCAUUGUGGUCCAGGCCAAAGAGGAUGCCUACAUCCCUCGUACUGGAGUCCUCAGUCUGCAGGAGAUCUGGCCAGGAUGUGAAAUCAGAUAUCUGAAUGGAGGACACAUCAGUGCAUAUCUGUUUAAACAGAACGUCUUCAGCAUCCAGAGACGCUUUCAGCCACGGCUCCAUUGGGAUCAGCUGUUAGUACUGAGCAACACAAAGGUACUCCCUGGAACAAGACCAGAUAUCUCCGUGGAACUAAGGAGAAGAAAACGGGGCUGCAGAGGUGCAGUGAAGCGCCGGGAGAACAAAAGAAGGGGUCACUUCACCACCACCCCCUGCCUCUCCAUCACGUCUGACCAGAUGAGAAGGGAGUUGAGGAUGAUCAAGGCGAGGAAGGCUACAGGCCCUGAUGGCAUCAGUGCCAGUCUGUUCAAGGACUGUUCAGAUCAGCUCUGUGGGGUUUUUCUGCACAUCUUCAACUUGAGCCUCCAUCUGGAGAGAGAUACGCUCCUGUGGAAAAAAUCCUGCAUGGUCCCAGUUCCAAAGACUGCACAUCCCGGAAACACUUCAGGCCAGUACUGGCUUCUCUCCUGAUGAAGACAAUGGAGAGGAUGGUCCUGAGCCACCUCCAACACCUGGUGAGUGAUGCGAUGGAUACCCUGCAGUUUGCCUACAGACCUGGCAUUGGUGUGGAAGACGCUGUCAUCUAUCUGCUGCACAGAUGCCUUUCACACCUGGAGAAAACUGUAAGCGCUGUGAGGGCCACCUUCUUCAACUUCUCCAGUGCAUUCAACACCAUCCAACCAUCUCUGCUCAGGGGGAAGCUGGAAAGAGCUGGAGUGGACUGUAACCUGGCUGCUUGGACCACCGACUACCUCACCAACAGACCGCAGUACGGGAGGCUUUGCGACUGUGUGUCUGAAGUGGUGGUCUGCAGCACGGGGGCCCCGCAGGGUACAGUACUGUCCCGCUCCCUCUUCACCCUGCACACAUCGGGCUUCAGACACAACACAGACAGUUGCCAUCUCCAGAAGUUCUCCGAUGACACAGCCAUUGUUGUCACUUUCUCACUGCACCAGUGAACAUCCAGGGUUUGGACAUUGAGAUCGUGGAGGAGUACAAAUACCUGGGUGUUUACAUCAACGAUAAACUGGACUGGUCUCACAACACCAACGCCCUGUACAAGAAGGGCCAGAGUCGUCUCCACCUGCUGAGAAGACUGAGGUCCUUUGGAGUGUGCAGGUCACUGCUGAGGAGCUGACAUCUAUCAUGGACAACCUCUCCCACCCCCUGCAUGAGACUUUGGGAGACCUGAGUAGCUCCUUCAGUAACAGACUGCUGCAUCCACAGUGCAAGAAGGAGCACUACUGCAGGUCUUUUAUCCCAACAGCCAUCAGACUGUACAACACCAGACUGACCCAACAAUAAAGCUGCACUCUGGACUCGCUUUCUGGUCAUGUCUUUUUUUUUUUUUUUUUUUUUUUAAAUAAGCAAUUUUGCACAUAUUUUUAUCUACCUCAGUGAUUAUUGACAGUUUGACAGUGACCAUUUCUGUAUACGAACUGUACAUUUAUGUUUAUUACAGAGCUUUGUGAUGCUCUUUGCACUUUAUUUCUAUUCUUCUGUGCCUUUAUAUUUUAUUUCUUAUUAUUUCUUUACAUUAUUUUUUAUAUUAUAUGUCUACUCUUGUCUAUUCUUCACUCUUGUUUGUUCUCACUGCUGCUGUAACAAGUGAACUUUCCACAAGUGGGAUAAAUAAAAGUCUAUCUUAUCUUA
Lates calcarifer (barramundi perch) is the source of this 4059-nucleotide messenger RNA. RefSeq names its product abhydrolase domain containing 18 (gene abhd18). NCBI's taxonomy places the organism in Eukaryota, Metazoa, Chordata, Actinopteri, Centropomidae. The record is from RefSeq and is a predicted model, not a curated record. The transcript is spliced from 9 exons. Bases 1600 to 2877 code for a protein of 425 amino acids.